GCCACAGAACAGAGAUCAGAGGAAGAGAAGAGACAGAAGUCAUGUCCAAAGUGUGGACAGCUCUCACAUGUCAGAAAAUCAAUGCGACUCUAAUUUUAGAAAAAACUCAAAUAAUUUAAUUUUGGUAAAGAAACGGAAACAAUCUCUAAACAAAAAAAGACUUUCAUCUGUGAAGUCUGGUAAAAGAACAAAAAAAUCACUCGGUGAGUCUGAUGAAAGACCUUAUGUCUGUAAAGAAUGUAGUGUGAGCUUUAGGUACUGGUCUAAGCUCAGAAUUCACAUGCGAAUCCAUACAGGAGAGAAUUCAUGUAAAGAAUGUGAUAAAAGAUUUAGUAAAAGAUCACAACUCACAGCACACAUGAGAAUUCAUACUGGAGAAAAGCCUUUUUCUUGUAAAGAAUGUGAUUCGAGUUUUAUUAAAAAAGGAAUUCUCAAAAUGCACAUGAGAACACACACAGGAGAAAAGCCUUUUUCCUGUAAAGAAUGUGAUAAAAGUUUUAGCAAUAAAGGAAAUCUCAAAACACACAUAAGAACUCACACAGGAGAGAGGCCUUUCUCAUGUAAGAAAUGUGAUAAAAGUUUUAAACAAAUAUCAAAUCUCAAAACUCACAUGAAAACUCACAAAGGAGAGAAGCUUUUCUCUUGUAUGGAAUGUCAUUUAAGUUUUAGCUGCAUAUCUAAUAUGAAAUCACACAUGAGAACUCAUACAGGAGAAAGGUCGUAUUUUUGUAAAGAAUGUGAUAAAAAUUUUAGUAAAAUAUCUAGUCUUAAAGCACACAUGAGAUCUCACUCAGGAGAAAAGCCUUUCACGUGUAAAGAAUGUGAUAAAAGUUUUAGUAUUAAAGGAAAUCUUAAAACACACAUGAGAACUCACACAGGAGAAAGGCCUUUCUCUUGUACAGAAUGUAAUAAAAGUUUUAGUCAAAAAAAUAGUCUCAACAUACACAUGAAAACUCAUACAGAAAAUAAGCUUUUUACUUCUAAUGAACAUGAGAAAAGUUUUAGUCAUGAAUCUAGUCUCAAAGUACACUAAAACAGUGGUCCCCAACCACCGAGUGCCACUGGGCCAUGGAAAAACUAAUAUAUUACACCUGUUUGUUUUUUAAUCCCGGAUUUAAAAUAUUUAUUUAGAAAUAACCGAAUUAUCUCACCUACAAGUUUGGUAAGUGGAGCAAAAUGACUACGUCUGAUUCAUCUUUUUUCUUAAACGUCUUUUGGUUUUGAAAAUUGACCGGAUUGUCUUGAUUAUAUCUCAGUGACUUAAGGGCUAAACAGCAGUCCGGUGGACUGUAAAACAAGAGUAAACAUGUGAGAAGUCUUUUCAUGUCAAACGUGUAAAAUAAUGAAAACGCUAAACUUAGAAAGCACUGGGGUUUAUUGGCAAGAGUUGAAUACAUAUUUAGCUCUAGGAUUUUUAUGUGAUGCAGUUUUAUAUUUUGUCAUGUGAGCAAAUAUUUGUUUGUAAAGAAACUGAUUUUUCAAAAAAUGUAAUAAAAGGUCUAUACCAUGCUUUUCUGAAGCCUUUCAGAGUAAACUUUUACUAUAUGAUCAUAUUAUUUACCUUUGGCACACUAAGGAACAAAUAAUUAUGAGGUUAUUUUUCCUACCCAUAAGUAAGUUCUCAGAUAUGCUUGAAUGGAUCAUAGACCCCUUUGGGGUUGUUUUUUAGUGAGGAAUGGACGUUAUAACACUUAAAAACUCAAAGUUGAUUUUACAUGGUAAAAAUCAUUUAAUGAAGAGGCAGAUAAAGAAACAGAAUGGUGUUUAUGUCUUGUUUUUUGUAAUCCUCAGUUUUCUAUCCCAAUCUUUUAAUGUGAAAAAUAAAGCAGACGUGAACAUCAGUCAGAAGUGUGGAGUCUUUCUGCUGUUUGUUGGUUCUCCGCAGGUUCCAAAGCUGAUCUCCUCAAGUCCAGUUCUGACUGCUGAACUCAGGACUGAGCUCAGGCUGUGAAGAAGACUGAAGCAAACAGCUUCUCUGUGGUUUUCUCAUCAGUCAGAGUUUCUGUUACAGAGAGUGGAGCAGUGAGGUUCGGCACGUCUCAACAGAAAUCUUCCAUUUUCACUCUCGUUUUGUUGAAUCUCUUUAAACUUCAGAUUUUGUCUUGGAAGAUGAGUAUUUGGAGCUUUUAGAAUUUAUUUUAUUCUGUUUUUAUCCUUUAAAGAGAUUCAUCUUUUCACAACAAGCCUGAAGAAAUGUAACCAGAAGGCCUUCAUUCUGAAUUGAUUCAUAAAGUUUAUUUUUUAAAAAGGAUUUUGUUCUCUAUCAUAAAAUAUAUUUAAUAUUAUACCUCUAUCACAUCUAAGUUAAAUAUGUUGUUACUUGUGAUUCUUUUGGAUUUCAAUCUAUUUUUUAUAAAUGCAAAUGCAGUAAAAGAGGAAAAACUUUUAUUUUGAAGUCUGCAGCUCUUCAUCUGCACGUCUCCUC
Molecule: messenger RNA, 2425 nt
Organism: Oryzias melastigma (Indian medaka)
Lineage: Eukaryota; Metazoa; Chordata; Actinopteri; Beloniformes; Adrianichthyidae
Product: gastrula zinc finger protein XlCGF7.1
Exons: 1
Coding region: 68-1033 (321 amino acids)
Biological process (GO): regulation of transcription by RNA polymerase II
Cellular component (GO): transcription regulator complex; PcG protein complex
Molecular function (GO): RNA polymerase II cis-regulatory region sequence-specific DNA binding; DNA-binding transcription factor activity, RNA polymerase II-specific
Source: RefSeq, a predicted model, not a curated record